AUGCGUCAAUCAGUUUCACUCUAUAUUGCUGCUAGUUUAAUGUCGAUUGCCAGUAUUAUGCACACCAGUGUUGCUCUUCCAGCCGCUGCUGCUGGUAAAGCAGGUUUAGGCAACACAUUGGAUGUCACUGUUGGCACGGUUACUGCUGAAGUCAAGGGUCUUUUAAAGGGUGUAGCUAAACCUCAAUCCAUUGGUAGCAAAGCUCAAGGCCAGAAGGGUGGUUAUGUUGCUGGAUCCAACAUUGGUGAUUCUGUCGGAAGCACAUUGAAGGGCAUUCUUUAA
Mucor velutinosus is the source of this 282-nucleotide messenger RNA. RefSeq lists its product as uncharacterized. The transcript has a single exon. The coding region runs from base 1 to 282 and encodes 93 amino acids. The record is from RefSeq and is a predicted model, not a curated record. Lineage: Eukaryota; Fungi; Mucoromycota; Mucoromycetes; Mucorales; Mucoraceae.